Nezara viridula (southern green stink bug) is the source of this 555-nucleotide messenger RNA. NCBI's taxonomy places the organism in Eukaryota, Metazoa, Arthropoda, Insecta, Hemiptera, Pentatomidae. The record is from the annotation of a GenBank genome assembly.
AUGUGCUCGCACCUUCCGUGCCCGAAUGAAGACGGUGGAAGCCUGUACUUGACGUGCUAUCCUCUCCUCACGCCACGCUCGGUAAUUUCAAUUUCCUCUUUCGUUUCAAUCUACUUCGUGUUAACCCUCGUCCCUUCGGCUCAUCGUUUCACGAAUUGGGGUAAAAGUUUCACCCUGACGAUCACCGUCAGUUCGACGCCGCCACAGGUGGCCACCUAUACCAAAGCGAUAAAGGUCACCGUGGAUGGACCCAGGGAACCCAGGUCUAAGACGAUACACCCCAUCCCGGGGGACUGCUCCUCGGAUUCCAGAGAUAUUUCCAGUUUAAAUUGUUUCCAUGUUGAAUUAUUCAAGACUAACAACACGAUUCCAGUGCAUAGUUCCAGGCUCCUUGCUCUCCAUCCCUCACCGCCUCUUUUAAACUUCAUCAUUCUCCAGACCUCAACCAUCCCGCACUCUCUGUUCUUGGUUUCUUCCGGCAGCCUUUCCUCGGCAGGAGAUUCUUCUCAGCAACUUCUUAAUUUAUCGGUGGAAAGUUUUAUUCCGGUGGUUUAA